AUGCCCCUGUCCAAUGGCAGUAUGCGAAUCCAACGGUUGAUUGUAUUACUUGCCAUUGGUGUGCUUGCCAUUUUCUCUCUUCUACUCCUGCGGUCCCCAAGUACGCCCCAAAAGCCUAUAGACUUGCCUCCUCCCGAACCGAUCGAACACCCUCAACUCCAUGCGGGGCAGAACACCUACCUCCCCGAGAAGGAACACCCGAUUUCGCGUCUGAUCGGAAAUGCCCAGCAGACCUUUGACCAUGCGCAGUCGCGGCAGUCCAAGACUCUGGCUCAGGCCGUGGAGGAGUACAAGCGCCGCUACAACAUGCACCCGCCGCCACACUUCGACAAGUGGUUCGAAUUUGCACAGUCCAGAAACGUACAGCUUAUCGACGAGUUCGAUUCCAUCUAUCAUUCCUUGAUACCAUUUUGGGGCCUCAAGCCGAAAACGAUUCGCGAGAGGGCACGUGAGACCCUUGGUUUUGACAAUGCGGUUUUGGGUGUUUUGAUCCGCGAUGGCAAGGUGUCCUUAACGGACGGCGGAGGCGAUGAUCGUAAGUGGCAGCGAGAUGCCACUGCUGGAAUGAUGGACGCCUUCGUGAAGUACCUGCCGGACAUGGACUUGGUCUUCAAUACCCACGAUGAACCUCGUGUGAUUCUCCCUAGUGCGGACCUGCAGCGAUUGGUGCAGACCGCCCGGGACCAAGUGAUCCCUGCCGCGUUCAAGAGAACGCCGACUAAUGCUUGGUCUGCUCGUGCGUCGGAUGUUAACAAGGGCGAUCGCAUUGACGAAGUGCGCACCACUCGCUUUAACAGGUUCGCGCACCAGCCGACGUGGACAAACUCCCGAAUUUCCUGCCCCGUUGACAGCCCUGCGCGCUCCCUCGAUGAUGACGUGCCGGAUGACGUUGAUCCUUAUGCUUACGGUGAGCUCGGUUUCAUCUACAACACCACGGCGGCCUCCGACAUCUGCCACACCCCCUCCCUCCGCUACACUUACGGAUUCUUCGACCGGCCCAAUGCGUUCGAUGUUGUUCACGACCUGUUCCCCAUCUUCUCGCAAAGCAAGAUCUCCAGCUUCCAGGACAUCAUCUACCCGAGUCCCUGGUACUGGGCCGACAAAGUACCUUACGAUAAGAAGAAGGACUACGAGUGGGACGCGAAGACAAACCGGAUGUACUGGCGUGGGUCGACCACGGGCGGAUUCUCGCGCGCAGGGGGCUGGCGCAGACAGCACCGACAGCAGUUUGUUGACAACGUCAAUGCUCUUGGCACGAGCAAGAUUCUAAGCCACCAGGAGAAUUCUUGGGUCUCGCAAGAUGUCAUGCGAGCUAACUACAAAGACAUGUUUGAUGUCAAGUUCACACUGAUUGGACAGUGUGAUCCGGAUGACUGUAAUGCGCAGACCGAGUAUUUUGGAGUCUUCAAGCAGACCGGGCAGCAGGAUGCGUGGGCACAUAAGUACCUGGUCGAUAUUGACGGUAAUGCCUUCAGUGGCCGGUUCCACGCUUUCCUGCAUAGCAACAGUUUCGUCUACAAGAUCGCUAUAUUCCGCGAGUGGCAUGACGAAUGGUUGAAGCCCUGGGUGCACUAUGUGCCUCUCAGCUUGAAGGGCAAUGAGUAUCUCGAGAGCAUGCGAUACUUUACCUCCGACGAUGGCUCGGACUCCGCUCGCCAAAUCGCCAGUCAGGGCCAAAGCUGGGCCCAGAAGACACUCCGUAAUGAAGAUUUGGAGGUUUGGUUCUUCCGAUUGCUCCUGGAGUAUGGUCGUUUGGUCGACGAUAACCGUGAUCAACUUGGAUUCACCCUUUGA
Molecule: messenger RNA, 1794 nt
Organism: Penicillium olsonii
Lineage: Eukaryota; Fungi; Ascomycota; Eurotiomycetes; Eurotiales; Aspergillaceae
Source: the annotation of a GenBank genome assembly